AUGCCCGAAAUUCAGAAUGCAGGAUCGGUGCUUUCUGGCUUGCAGCAAGCCUGCUUGGUCGUGGCCUCCUUUCUCGCGCAGGUGGUGGUCUUGGGGCUCCUCUACUCCUAUGGCACACUUUUCGCUGCACUGAAGGCAGACACAGGCGAUGCAGCCAGCACCCUGGCGCUUGUGGGUUCGAUUCGGGAUUCUGUCUUCUGCCUUGGGGCUGCGCCAGCAGGAUUCCUGGUCCGGCGUGUCGGCUUCGUGCGGAUGGCUACCAUUGGAGCAGGUUUACUUCUGCUCGGCAUGCUUGCAGACAGCUACGCCCCCUCGAGCUACUUCCUCUUCAUAACCUGUAGUUUGGUCGGUGGGAUGGCCAUGACCCUGACCUUCACCCCAACCCUGACGGUCCUCUAUGGUCCAGGCCAUAUCAGUCGAAGCUUUCUGCCAGUGGCUGUGGGUCUGGCUUCGUCCGGCGGAGGCCUUGGAACUGUCGUGGUGAACCUGGGCCUCCACCUACUGCUGGACAGCUUCAGCUGGAGGGGUGCGCUUCGGAUUUGCUGCGGGGCGUUUGGCCUACUGCUGUCUGUUUCCCUGGUGGCUCUGUGGUGCGGUCUUCGCCAACACAAGCAGGCCAAAGAACCUACCACCAAAUCUCGAGAGUUUUGGAGCCACGGCGAUGUCCGAGACUUCUUCCAGCCUUUCGGAGACUUGCAGUACCUGCUGCUCACCGCCACUUUGCUCCUUUAUGCCAUUGGCUGCAUGGUGCCGUACACACACCUUGUGUACUAUGCGAAAGCAGAGAGGGGACUGGAAAUUUCAGGAGAGCUAACUUCACUUCUUGGUAUAUCAGGUGCAGCUGCUCGUCUUUGCUUCGGCCUUCUCUCUACAUGCGUGAAGCCUUCGAGGCUUUUCCUGAUCGUCCUGCUCGUGGCGGGGGCAUCCUUAAUUUGCCUGCCCUUCUGCGACGAUGCCGCAGAACUGAAGGCCUUCUCUGCCAUUUAUGGCUUCUCGUCCGGAGGCCGUGUUGUUCUGUUGUCCUUGGUCGUGAACGAGCUUUUUGACUCACAGAGAGUAGCACACCUCAUGGGACUUUCUGGCAUUCCGUUAGCAGUCGGUUCGCUUCUUGGGCCCACCUUCGUCGGCAAAGUCUAUGACCUCACUGGCCACUAUGACGGCGCCUUCUUCGCGGCGGGCGGGAUCGUUCUCUUGGCAGUCCCGGUGUUUGUCCUUGCGGGGCGAUCCAUCGAAAGACCUUCGCCCUCGAGAGCAGCAGAUCGCACUAGCUCACUAGCUCCGAUGCCAUGA
Messenger RNA from Symbiodinium sp. CCMP2456, 1290 nucleotides. The record is from the annotation of a GenBank genome assembly. Lineage: Eukaryota; Dinophyceae; Suessiales; Symbiodiniaceae.